Molecule: messenger RNA, 775 nt
Organism: Diachasmimorpha longicaudata
Lineage: Eukaryota; Metazoa; Arthropoda; Insecta; Hymenoptera; Braconidae
Exons: 2
Coding region: 1-774 (257 amino acids)
Source: RefSeq, a predicted model, not a curated record
AUGCGCAAGACAGUGACUCUGACGAGGAGAAUUACUCCUGGUUUCAUUCAGCUGGAAGUAAUGAUACACCGACGGGUACUCCACCUAGACGUAAUAGCAAAUGAGGGGGGAGAUGAGAAAGAAAAUCAGGUGAAACAAGGAUCUGAAUCUUCAUCAGAAGAUAAAGAGAAAAUAAUCGAGGAUCUUGAUACAGAAAUUCUACAAGCGCUGGGUAACCGAUUAAUUACCGAGCGAGUUUUGGGUCAGCCUAUACCCAACAGCAUUACGCUACGAUUGAGUGAUAUUUUGAAAAAAGGGUUGCCAAAGGGAGAAAGAGAAAAUUUACUUAAAGAUAAUGCUCCACCAAAGAAUUGCGUCAUCAUAGACCCACCUAAACUUAAUGAAGAAAUUAAAAAAUUGCUAAGCGAAGCUUCGAUGAAGAGCGACGAAAGAAUAGUCGAAAAACAGAGAAAGAUUACAGUUAGUUUGGCUCUCUUAUUGAGUGCUAUCACCGAGAUAAUUAAGCAGAACAGGAAGUUAUCUUCCGCACAACUUGCGUUGGUUAAGAAACUCAGCGAAUCCGCACGUUUAAUGGUUGACGUACAGAGAGAUGAAAUCCUCACUCGUAAGAGAGUGAUCAUGGCCAUCAUAGAUCAGUCUCAUAAGACUGUUCUGGAAUCCACACCCGCGGACGAAUGGUUAUUUGGGGACAAAUUAAGCGAGAGACUGAAAGCGGAUAAGAUUCUUGGGAAAUCCGGACAAGAGUUGAAAAACAAAAAAAUUGAAGAAUUCUGAA